AUGUGGAAUGUAUUCAACUUCAAUAAUUUGGACGACAAGCUGAAGAACAACAAAAAUGAGAAGGAGGUUUAUACGCACGAGGACUUGAGGUACUACUUCGAAAAGCUGGUGAAGAUAAACCUGAACAAUGUCAACAUAAACAACUUCAUCGAGCUGUUGCGGAAAAUCACGCAGAUAACAAUUUGGGGCGACAAAUAUGAUGACCAGAUAUUUCAGUACUUCUGCGAAGACAACAUCUUCAACCACUUCAUAUACCUGCUGAGGCAAAACAUUAACAAAAAUAUAAGGAUACAAAUAUACCAGUCGCUCACCCUCCUGAUACAAAACCUGCAAAAGGAUAUUUCUCUGUAUUACAUCUUCAGCAACAACAAAAUCAACAACCUAAUUUACACGACGUUCAUAUAUCAAGACGAUGAGAUUAUGCCCUACUACAUCUCCAUGAUAAAGUCCAUUUCGUUUUUCCUUAACUAUCACACGUCCAAGUUCUUCUUUAACGAGAAGAGUAUGAAAUUUCCUCUCUACACCGAGUCGCUGAGGUUGUACAAGUUUAACGACAUCAUCACGCGAACCUACGUUAAAAAUAUUAUAUUGAACAUUUUGAAGAUCGAAGACGAGGGGAUUGAAAACCUUAUCCUCCUGCGGUCGGCAUUCUUCACCAUCCUGGUUUGCUAUCUGCGCAAUCACAUCAUAAGGAUGAAUAAAAUUUACACAAAAAUAAAAGAGUCGGAAAAAUUGAAAAAAAUGUUUAAUACUUACCUGGACGAAGUGGAUGACGUGUUGUACUUUUUCGAGGACAUGCUGAACUGUGAGAAGAAAAGGAUAAAUGACAUGCUGAUGGUUAAGCUGUUGAUUUAUUUUUUCUUUCCUAUGAUUGGCUCCUUUCACAGCUCUAUAUACUUCGACUCUGUGAGUGCGUAUGGGAAAGGCGGCAUCUGCGAAGGCGACUCGGGGGGGGGAAACGAGAGCGGAAGCGGUAACGAUGACGGAAGUGGUAACAGUAAUGGGGGUGACUUCCAAGGGACAGCCAUCCAAGAGGAAGGGUUCUUCCGCAAGGAAGGCCAAGAAGCAAACUGUAGUACCCCCGUGAAGUACAACAGCAUAGACUAUGUCUAUUUCUCCAAUCAGAAGAGCCGCGAGGAGAAGGCUGCUUCAGCUGGGAGAGAAGACACACGGGGGGGGGACGUUCCCGCAGAUAGUGAGGCGAAUGAAGAGGAAGUCCCCACAGAUGACCUUUCGAAAGAGGAAGAAGUUCCCCUCGCUGAUCAUCCAAGAGAAAACAGACCCUGCGAGGGGGAGGAGGCGGAGCACCCAGAGAAGGCAGAGAUGCCAGAGAAGGCAGAGAUGCCAGAGAAGGCAGAGAAGCUGAACGAAGGUGACCCCCCCCAGGAAGUCAUAGAAAGCAUAAAGGGUACUAACCGUGUGCCAUUUAUAAAGCUAUUCGAUAACAAUUUAAAAAAGGCAAAGAAUUUCGACUUUUGCAAAAGUUUGUCUUCCUCCAAUACGUCCUCCAUGAACUCAAAUGUGAGCAACGUCGAAAUGGAGAAGGAGUUGCCAACCAAGGAGGAGUUGCCAACCAAGGAGGAGUCGCCAACGAAGGAGGAGUUGCCAACCAAGGAGGAAUCGACAACCCAGGUUGAAGUGCCAACCCAGGAGGAGGCGCCAACCAGCACGAAGAAAAGCGCCAAGAGGGGAGACAACACCUACGAGUUCCUAUACUUCAGAGGAAGGAGAAGCUCCAAUAAGGAAAGGGCGGCAGAAGAUAAGCCCCCCGAGGGGGGAAAGGAAGAGAAAGAAGAGAAAGAGGAGAAGGACCUGGACAGUGAGGGGCAUGCACAGGGAGAAGUGCAAAAGGAUGGUGAGAAAAAGGACGGGAAGUUCAUCAAGGAAAAUGAGCUAAAAGACAGCUACUUCAGAAAAAGAAAGAAGAAGAAAAUUUUCAUCCAGAUGACCUCGAUGAACGGGGUUCUUCACAAGAAAAAAAGACGGGGCAAUACUUCCAGUUGCGGGAUUGGGGGUGGGAAUACCUGCACGGGCGGAGAGGAAGAGUUAGACGAAGCGCAGCUGCUGAUGCAGGGCGGUGCCUUCUGGGAACAAGUCCAGAGGCAUAACUUGACUCACCUGUGCCACGUGGAAAUCCCGACUCUACAAAAGAGAAUCACCUUCGACGAUAAUGUUAGCAGCAACCUGUACAAUUACAUCUUCAAUUUUAACUCCUUCACAAAGAAGGUCCUCCAGCAUUAUGAAAACAAAAUGAGCAUCACAGAUGUGUAUUAUAAUAUCUUCAAACUGGGUCUCCUCUUUCACCCUCUCUGUUACGUUAACUCUUUUAAGAACUUCUCCAUCCUGUAUAACUACCUAAUCAACACCACCUUAUCUCUCUUUAUUCUGAUACGAUCACUGAGUAUAUUGAAAAACGAGAAAUUGAAUAAAAUCGUUUACUCUCUCAUUUUUGGCGAAUACAUUAACGUGCAAUUUUUACACAAGAUUUUAUCCAAUGAUCUGAAGGAUCCCUACUUUUACAGCUACUUCUUUGAUCCGCAUAAGAAAGUCAAUAUCAGUGAGAAUCCCACUGACGAUGUGGAAUUUGAAGAUGUGUAUUGCUCCUCUAUUGAUUAUUUACUGCCUGAGUAUAACAAGAAGGAGGAGAUGGCUUACCUGGAUUUGGUAAACCGUUACUAUAUGGCGGAGGGGAAGCCUUCCAAGGGGGGUGGAGUGGCCUCGGACGGAGUUGAAGCGGCUUCGGACGACGCUGAAGCGACCUCUGAGCAGCGGUCAAUGGGUUGCAUUCCGGGCGGACGGGAUGAAGGCACCCCCGCUAUGGAAAGCUCCAAUCCGAUCGUCAGCACAGCAGCCCCCGAGGCGAUGAUGAAGUACGACGAGCUGAGCAACCCCAUGCUGCUAAACUUCCUGCUGCUGACGAACAUGCAGAAGGAAAAAAAUAUAAAAAAAUGCGAAAAGGACAACAUGAAGAAUAAAAUAUCAGACGUGUACCUCCUCCUAAGCAUCCAGUUCGUUUCAAAUUUUGUGAAAUCGUACCAUGGAAAAAUCAGCGAUAUGGUCAUCCCAUUUUUUAAGAUAUCUCAUCACAAUUUUGUCUACGUCUUUUGGAGCAUCAUAAAUGUCCACAUAAAUAAUCUGUACCUUCGAAUUAUAACGUUGAAGCUGCUAAUCAAUUUGACAUUGGUCUAUAUUGAGAUGAUAGAGGACGAGCGUGUGUGCGUCGAUUUCGCGUCCCCGCUGCUGGGACUUAUUCGGAAGAUCAAGAAAAAGCUAGCCAACAAAAUCAAGAGCAUCAUUGGGAAGAUGGAGUACAAAGUGUGCCAGAUCUUUUGGGAGGAAAGGAAAAUAUACGAGAACUGCUUUCAGGAGAAGAUUAACAUUUGCCGUGACUCCGUCCUCAUAAACAUCGUGAAUGACGUGGAUGAGUCCGGCGACAACAACUUCCUGUGCUACCCCGUUUCGCAGAUUGAAAUAUAUCGAAGGAAUGUGCAUGCCCUGUUCGUCCUAGACGGAGUGUCUAGCAAACUGCAGAGAAUUCUUUCCUUCGCGAAAAGCGAACAGGAUCAUACCAUUCCCUUCGAUUUUAACUACAACGACAUGUCGGCGCUGAUCGACAUAAAGAACAAGAACACCAUCAAGUGCUACCUGAAGAAUAGCAACAAAAUUUUCAACUGCUACUACAUCGAGGACAGCACGAACUUCCUGCUGUGCAUCCCUUCGAACAGUCACGUGAAUCAAGCACUCAUCAUCUUCAGCUACCCACUGAUGCUAAUCGAUCUAUACAUUGAUAAAAACGACAACAAGAAGUUAAUAAUCCAUAUUUACAGUUACAACAAUGAGGAGCAGAACAACGUGGAGGAUUCCUCUGGAGCGAAUUUUAACAGCUCGGAAAAGAUAUUUCACAACACCAGUCUGGAUAGUAACCACAUGAACACCACGGUCCGGUGCUACAGCUCCAACAAUGAAGACGGCAUUCUGGAGGAGACUCCAAAGGUGCACAAGAAUGACUACAUCCUGAAUAAGUACAGCUCUGCCUAUAAGAAGAACAGGACCAUAACCAAUGUGAAGAAGGAAUGGUGUCACAAGGAACUUAACUUCAUGAAGAACAUCCUGAAGCUGAACUUUUAUGACACCACAAGAGCGCUCAUUGUUUAUAAGGAACUCAAAUCAGGGAUACAAAACAUAAACGAUAAGUAUAAGAAGAAUCUGGAGGAGUACCUCAACACGUUUUAG
Molecule: messenger RNA, 4233 nt
Organism: Plasmodium inui San Antonio 1
Lineage: Eukaryota; Apicomplexa; Aconoidasida; Haemosporida; Plasmodiidae
Exons: 16
Coding region: 1-4233 (1410 amino acids)
Biological process (GO): endosome to lysosome transport; endosomal transport; regulation of autophagosome maturation
Cellular component (GO): late endosome; endolysosome membrane
Source: RefSeq, a predicted model, not a curated record